UUUCCAUUUCAAACAUGAGCAGUACUGCCAGUAGCUUGCAUUUUAUUCCAUGUCUUGAUUGGCAGAGGAGAAAACAGCAAAACUUCAUGGAUUGGUAGAAAGAGUAUGCCUGCGGUGUUGUAGAAGUGUAAUUAUUUGAUAGAGUGGCGAUCAUGGCAUUCGCGGUUUCUUUGGCGUUGGCUCUCGUCGGAGUUGCUACGUAUCUAGGAACAUGCUUCACUUUGCUUUACGCAGCACUAUUUCUUCUGUAUCCUCCUGGUGAUACCAGUGUUGGGAACACACAGUCAGACGUUGUGUAUGCCUUUCUAGUGGACCUUUCUCUCCUCGCUGCCUUUUCACUUCAACAUUCUGUUCUGGCGAGUGAAUCCGUUAAGAAUUUGUUCGAUCGAAUUGGUCUGAAAUCCAUGCAGAGGGCUGUCUAUGUGGCCAGCACGUCAGCUGUGAUGCAGGCGCUAAUGCGACUGUGGCAGCCUAUUGGUAGCUGGUACCUGUGGAAGGUGGAAUCAUCAUCCAGCGUGCAGUACGUGUUGAUUGCGCUGCAUCUCCUGGCCUGGUUCACCAUGGCGUGUAGCAGCCUGGCUCUGGACUGUCCCGAACUACUAGGCAUGAAGCAGAUCUACUAUUCGCUGCGAAAUCUUGAAUGUCCCAUGGACUACAAGUCGCCGACGGUGCGGCGUUUGUAUAGCCACUGUCGUCACCCCAUACUCAUACCACUGCUGGUGCUGGUUUGGGCAGCGCCUGUCAUGUCCGUCGACCGGCUUGUUCUGGCCACGUGUGUGCCCUUGUACCUUUUGGCACGCAGCGGCCUGGACUGGGACGAUGCGAGCUAUGUGCAUGAACAGUACCUACGCAAGCAGAUGAAACUUCACUGUCACUAGUCUGGCGCUGUUCUUGGUGGCCGUUGUGCUACGUUCCCCAAUACAACAUUGUGAUCCAGAAUUUCCUGCCAGAAUAUCCCGCAAUGCGCAGGGAGUGUGCAAAAGAACAAUUGAUGUGUGCGUCCGUGUACUUGCGCCAGGGCUCGACUGGCCCACAGAAACCAUAUUUUGAGCACCAUUGAUAUCAGCUGUUUUAGAGGCAUUGCAAUGGGACGCUUCAACAUUCUGCUUGAACCAAGCGACAGGAUUUGAUGUACUGAUUCUCUUCGAUAAGCAGACGUUUGCAGUCUAGUGUCUGGUCCAGCAGGCUUAUAUUUUCUUUCUUUCUCUUAACCACAGAGCAGUGCAUUUUGGAGAGAGAGAGUUACCGUAUCGGGGCGAAAAUGGCUUCUGCAUGUAAGUUUAGUACAGACACGUAGCCAUAUCGGGUGGAUAUUUUUUUUAUCUUGUUCGAUUUGAAUUUCUAGCUAUGUUAUUUUCUUUUUGAAUUGCCUGAACAAGAAGUUGGCUCUCUUUGUAUGCUUACAGUCUGAUAUUUCGAAUCCUAACGACCACUUGAGGUAUUGUGUUGUAAAACCAUUUUCCUGUUCUAGCGUAGUUCAGGUAGUCAGUGUGUUUGUUGUAUAAGAUGAGAGAGAGUGAGAGAGAGA
Sycon ciliatum is the source of this 1528-nucleotide messenger RNA. RefSeq names its product nurim homolog. Gene Ontology annotation, cellular component: nuclear membrane. The transcript has a single exon. The coding region runs from base 153 to 878 and encodes 241 amino acids. The record is from RefSeq and is a predicted model, not a curated record. Lineage: Eukaryota; Metazoa; Porifera; Calcarea; Leucosolenida; Sycettidae.